AUGACAGGAAGGUUAGAAUAUCUUCGAGAUUUCAGGCCAAUUAGCAACGGUGAAAAUGUCACAUUCGGGAACAAUACGAAUGGGAUAAUUCGAGGUUAUGGUGUUCUUACUAUGGGAAACUUCUCUAUUCAAAAGAUUGAUUAUAUAGAAGGCCUUAAACACAAUCUCAUCAGUGUUGGUCAACUAUGUAAGGCAGACCAUCGUGUUGAAUUUGAUGACCAAUUUUGCUAUAGAAUCGUUAUGGAGGAAAACAGAAGGAAGAUGUCUUCUUUGCAGUUGUGUUGUUUUCUAUUGAUUGGUUGCUUGGUUUCGACCAUUUACGCUUCUUCCGACGCUAGUUCAGAAGAACAUGCUCAAGAAGUUCAUUGUUCCAGAGAAAGAAGUAGAGCUGCAUACAAUAUUAUUGAGGAGUAUUUGAUUCCAUUUGUUGAACAAGAGAAUUACCAAAUGUCACGUAAGUGUAAGCUUCAUCCUGGAAAUGACAUAUUUAGAGAUCAAGAAGAUCACAAGAUUCAUGUGGAUGUAAAUGAAUGGCGUUGUGGAUACUGUAAGAAAAGCUUCCGAGCAGAGAAAUUUCUUGAUCAACAUUUUGACAACAGACACUACAAUCUUCUAAAUGUUAGUGAGGGCAAUUGCUUGGCAGAAUUAUGUGGUGCAUUGCACUGUGAUCAUGUAAUAAAUUCUGUUGUUCCUAAAUCAAAGUGCAAUCCUGCAGCUGCAGCAAGAAAUCGCCACUUAUGCGAGAGUCUUGCAGACAGCUGUUUUCCUGUACAUCAGGGUCCAUCAGCAGGCCGACUUCAUGAACUAUUUUUACGCCAAUUUUGUGAUGCACAUACUUGUUCAGGCCGCAUUAAGCCCUUUUCUAGAGGAGGCAAGAAGCAUACCAACAUCUUUUACUUUGCUAUAUCGAUAUUGAUUUUGAUGUUGCUCCCAAUUUUCUAUCUCAUUGUAUAUCUGUACCAAAGAGAAAUGAGAAAGGGCACACAGAUUCUAAGGCGCAUCUCAAAACAGAGUCUAAAGAAAAAGCCUUCUUAA
Messenger RNA from Lactuca saligna, 1035 nucleotides. The record is from the annotation of a GenBank genome assembly. NCBI's taxonomy places the organism in Eukaryota, Viridiplantae, Streptophyta, Magnoliopsida, Asterales, Asteraceae.